CCGCCGCCGCCGCCGCCGCCGCCGCUCCCCGCGAGGCUCGCGCUCGAGCUGCGGCGCCGGCUCCCGCCGCCUGGGCCCCGGGCCCGGCCCCUCCCGCGCCGCCCGGGCGAUGAGAAGCUGCUUCUGCGUGAGACGGAGCCGGGACCCGCCGCCGCCACAGCCGCCGCCGCAGCCGCCCCAGCGGGGAACAGACCAGUCCACCAUGCCUGAAGUGAAAGACCUCUCGGAAGCCUUGCCGGACACCUCGAUGGACCCCCUCACGGGGGUCGGGGUGGUGGCUUCGCGGAACCGCGCCCCGACAGGCUACGACGUGGUCGCACAGACGGCAGAUGGCGUGGACGCUGACCUCUGGAAAGACGGCUUAUUUAAGUCCAAGGUCACCAGAUACCUGUGUUUCACGAGAUCGUUUUCCAAAGAAAACAGCCACCUGGGGAACGUGUUAGUGGAUAUGAAGCUCAUUGACAUCAAGGACACGCUGCCUGUGGGCUUCAUCCCGAUUCAGGAGACGGUGGACACACAGGAGGUGGCUUUUAGAAAGAAGAGGCUGUGCAUCAAGUUCAUCCCCCGGGACUCGACGGAAGCCGCCAUCUGUGACAUUCGGAUCAUGGGCCGGACCAAGCAGGCCCCUCCUCAGUACACGUUCAUCGGGGAACUGAACAGCAUGGGGAUCUGGUAUCGAAUGGGCAGAGUCCCAAGAAACCAUGACUCAUCUCAACCCACGACGCCUUCCCAGUCGUCAGCUGCUUCUACCCCAGCCCCCAACCUGCCCAGGCACAUCUCUCUAACGCUCCCUGCCACCUUCCGAGGCAGGAACAGCGCGCGGACGGACUAUGAGUACCAGCACUCCAAUUUGUAUGCCAUAUCAGGUGACUCGCUAAGAGCCGAGGGAGCCCACAAACUCGCCCGCGAUUACCCUGGGCCGCCAGGCAGGGCGUCGGAACACACGGGGGAGGUGGUAAGUCGGGGCCACUUACCAGCACACGCCCUUAAUGCAAUGGAUGGGGUGCCGUUCAUGAUAUCAGAGAAGUUUUCGUGCGUUCCAGAAAGUAUGCAGCCCUUUGACCUCUUGGGAAUCACUAUCAAGUCUUUGGCAGAAAUCGAAAAAGAGUACGAGUACAGCUUCCGCACGGAGCAGAGCGCCGCGGCCCGGCUGCCGCCCAGCCCUACCAGGUGUCAGCAGGUGCCGCAGUCCUGAGCCCGGGCCGCCCGCGGGGAGCAGACACCUCCUGCUACACUACUGACCCCGUCCCUCCCUCCCUGCCCGAGCCGGGAGACUGGGCAGCCUGCCUGACGGGACACCCCAGCCUCCUGGGACCUCACUCACAAUCGCGACUAACCCGUGUGUACUGUAGCAGCCGGCGCGGCCGACCGGCCUCGGCGGCCUCGGCUGUUCGCCAAGAAGCCUUUCCUGCGUGGGCGCCUGAUGGCCCCGGGCCCCCCCUCUCCUGACGGUCACCCGCCACGGGGGUCCCACGAGGCCGCUUCCCUCCUGGAGGACGUGGGGUCGGUGGCUUGGUGGGGCUGCUGUGGCACAAGUCCCUCUCGUCUGGGUCAGGUGCCUGGACAUUUCCCACAGCCUGGGGCCUCGUCUGACCUCCCCCGGGCUCGUCACGCAUGGCACCCCCGGAUGCCUGGCUCCAGGGAGAAGGCCGAUGGGGCCUGCUCGCCAAAGGGCUUGGCUGUGUGUCACCUGUGUGCCAACGACAGUUCCAACUGCCCAGCCCAGUGCCGACAGGUGGGCCCCCCCGGCGGCCACACCCCAAGAUGGUGCCAGCCCUGGAGGACACAAGCAACCCGACUCCCGGGCACCUGCUGACCAGAUCACCGACGGGUCCAGGACCACAGCUCCUCGCCUGUCUGCUGGAGGACGCCAGAUUCACUCACACGCCCAUCUGCCCCGAGGGCCUCACCCGUGGACUGCUGGCGCCGCCGCGCCUGUCCUAGUGCCAUCUGUGGGGGUGGCCACUGCCACUGCACCUCCCGGGAUGGCCCACGAGUGGCUGAGUGGCCGAGGCGUUAAAGGGACAGGAGCAAGAGCCGGCCCAGAGUCGCCCAUGAGGUGGGCAGGGCCGAGAGAUACCUCACGCACCUGCACCAGCCCCUGAGGCCACCCGGGGCCCCUGUGUAAACUGCAGCAGCUGCCUGGCCCGCCCACCCGAGCCCCGCAGUCGGGCCAUCGGGUGGGCCUGGCCCCCGGCACAGAGCCUUCCGGGAGGGUGGGCUCCGCGGAAGUGGGGUGCUCCAGACCCGCAGAGGGGCAGCCCACCGCCUCCCGCUGUGCGCCUCUGGCCGGUAACACCUGACGGUCUCUCCUGCCGAGACCAAGGCUGCGGCAUUUGGGGAGCCCUAAGGGGCCCUGGAAGGUGAGGUGGCAACCACAUAGGACCCCUCGCCCGAGAGCAAGAAGGGUGGAGGGAGGACGCGGCCCCCGGCACGGCCACCAGCGAGGCAGGCGUCCCCAUAGCAUCUCAUGUAACAUUGACUGUGAACGUCCCGGCACGCGUGAUGCAGCCCACGUCACUCCCGCCCCUCCGUGUCCUGAGUGUGGGAGAGGAGGAGCAGGCACGUGGGUGACCGCGGAGGUGCGUGUGUGGCUCCCGCCGAGCGACCCUUGUGUCUGGGGGGAGGGGGUGCAUUUUUCUCACAAAUCCUGUGGCCACUGUGGGAAGGGAAGGCCCAGGAUCCUGUUAGAAACAUGAAGGGCCAUGGCCUCAUCCCGGGGGCACAGCGGGUCCCACGGCGACCCGGGACACAGGGCCAGGCGACACCCAAGGUGCUGAGAGCAGGGUGCUGGCCCAAGAGUGUGGUGAGGCCCCUGUCCCCUCCCCACGCCCGAGAACUGACGCCAGCCCCAGGGCCCCGGUCCCAGGGCAGCAGUGGACCAGGUCUGCUCACUUGGCGGCCGUGGUGCCAGGCCCGCAAAGCACACGUCCCCUGCCCGCCCCCUGACACCGAGAAGCCCAGAGCGGGCGUUCCUCGCUCCGUGACAGCCGAGGAAGCCGAGCCCUGGCUGGUAGGCGGCGGCACCGGACCUGGCCCCGCACCCAUGGCGCCAGCCGCCCAGCACAAGCACACAUCCGGGCUGACCUCUUGUUCCUGGUCCUGUCACGGAACUCCCCGGGCCCGCCCCAGCCCACGGCCAAGGCCAAGGGCGAAGGGGCCCCCACGCCGGCACCUCAGGUCAGCCCGCCGCCCUCGCCUCCUGCUGUGGCCCAGGGCAGCUGCGGCCAACACCACCACACCAGCCGUGCGGGCUGCUGGGUGCGGGCGAGGUGGCGGGAGCUCACUGUGAGACCGUCUGCGUCCUUCCUAGAAUUUGUUAAAUAAACGUUUGUUCUAACCUC
Messenger RNA from Oryctolagus cuniculus (rabbit), 3344 nucleotides. NCBI's taxonomy places the organism in Eukaryota, Metazoa, Chordata, Mammalia, Lagomorpha, Leporidae. The record is from RefSeq and is a predicted model, not a curated record.